Molecule: messenger RNA, 564 nt
Organism: Trypanosoma theileri
Lineage: Eukaryota; Euglenozoa; Kinetoplastea; Trypanosomatida; Trypanosomatidae
Exons: 1
Coding region: 1-564 (187 amino acids)
Source: RefSeq, a predicted model, not a curated record
AUGGAGGAACUAUGGAAGACAUUAGUGGAUGCCCACAUGGAGGUGAUGAAUGCCACAGGAUGGGGAUCUUUGCUUGAGGGUUUGGGAGCAUCAUGGAAGGGUGAUGGGAAUAGUUCUUUAGUGGGAUCUUUAUAUCAAAAUGUUCGCGCUUUUGUGGAUGCGGUAAACUGGUCUGAACCAUUCUUUACAUACCUGGCUGUAUUUCACAUUGUUGUUAUUAUUCUUGUGAUUGCAUUAACGUGGCGUGCAUCUACAGAGCGCAUAUUUGCCAUAGAUGUACUGGUGCUUCUUUUAGGUUGGUGUUCAUCUUAUCUAAAUGAUUAUGGUAGUUCCCACGCUGCGGAGAUCUUUAUAGAAAAGGGUGUUAAUUACUUUGACCCGGAUGGUCUAUUUAUCUCUGUUGUUUAUUGGAUUCCACUUUUUCUCCUGGCUCUUGCCCUGCAGGGACGCAUUUUUCUCCGCUUAUUGCAGUUGAUGGUAAAAACAAAACGUCGACAGUUGCAGAAGGAGAUGAGAGAGAGAGCGUCAGCGGCCACAGGAAAGGAAGAAAAAAAGAAGAAUUAA